CAGAGCCAUCUUAUACUUUCUUCGGUUUUCUGCAAGGACCAGUGAGUCAGUGACGAUGAUGAACAAAGGCGGUGGUUCCGGUGGAGGUAUGGCCGGAUCCGGUGGAGGAAGCGGACCGACGGCCGCCGCAGCCGCCGCUGCCUUACAGAAGCAAAAGGCGUUGUUACAGAGAGUUGAGACUGAUAUCACAUCCGUCGUCGAUAACUUCACGCAAAUCAUCAAUGUCGCGAGGAUAGCUGAUAUCGAUAAUGGCACGAAGGUGAGUGAUCCGCUGAUGAAGAACUCUCAGGAAGCAUUCAUGAUGGAGAUGCGAGCUUCGAGAAUGGUUCAAGCAGCUGAUUCUCUUUUGAAACUCGUAUCAGAACUGAAGCAAACCGCUAUUUUUUCUGGAUUUGCAUCACUUAACGACCAUGUAGAACAAAGAAUUGCAGAGUUUGAUCAAGAAGCCGACAAGACAAAUCGAUUGUUGGCUAGAAUAGGCGAUGAUGCAUCUGCCAGUCUAAAAGAGCUCGAGUCUCACUAUUACUCUUCCGCUCAGAGAUUGCCUCUAGACAUUUGAGGAGUUUUUUUUUUAAAAUCCGGAUAAAUAGCGUUACAGGAGGUUCUUCUAAUUUCUAUAGCUCAAAUCUUUAGUCCCACUAGUCCGAUUAAAUGGUCUUUAACUUCUAAGCUAUUUUUAAUCCAACUUUUUUGCAUUCCUCUAUGCCAGAGCAGAAAGAAUGUAACAUUUGUUCAAAUUAUUCAAUGGAAAGUUCUUUCAUUUAAU
Molecule: messenger RNA, 766 nt
Organism: Eutrema salsugineum
Lineage: Eukaryota; Viridiplantae; Streptophyta; Magnoliopsida; Brassicales; Brassicaceae
Product: mediator of RNA polymerase II transcription subunit 22b
Exons: 3
Coding region: 56-559 (167 amino acids)
Biological process (GO): regulation of transcription by RNA polymerase II
Cellular component (GO): mediator complex
Molecular function (GO): transcription coregulator activity
Source: RefSeq, a predicted model, not a curated record